AUGUUAGUGGCAAAAAAGAAAAGGACUCGGAGGUCAAAAAUUAGCGGUUCUUUGAAUAAACGGAAUACAACUGAAGUGGGUGAAAACAUCGUCUUGCACUUACCGAUGUAUCAAGCAAACGAGAUGAGUGAGGAUAAACCAUAUGUAAUUAUCAAUGAAUUUACUAUCUAUGAUCAGCAGAGCAACUUAGUUCCAAUAGAAAUGUAUCUUUGUAAAACUAAUAUAACAUUGUACAUGUCUGGAUGUAUAGAGCCAGGGCAUAAGAAGGACCCUUACACUAUGCACAUAAGCAGACGGAUUAAAACAGGCAAAAUACUCAAAUGGGUCAUUCGCGAUUUGCCUGGUCCUAAAAGAAGUAUAUCUAUUAUAAUAACAACAAGUUAUGGGUUUUAUGAACUUCAAGAUCCUAGCAGACGUUAUGCACCUAUAAUGGGGAGGACAUAUGAGAAGAUAUGGUUAAGUCAAUUAACUCUGGAGUAUCUACGUGAGAAUAUAGAUCUUGAUCUGACCUAUGGCGGAUUGCUUUCUCACCUUAGUGGGGCAAAAAUUGGCCAAAUUGGGAAAUUUUCUGAAAUGAUGUUGCAUAGACAUGCACAGUAUGUGUGCACACAGGUUAAUUUCUGUAAGCAUAAUAUAAACAAUCAGUCUCUUUUGAAAGCACCAUGUAUGCAGCAUUUGAUGCACAUUACGGGUGUGAAAUGUAGAAAAGCAGAGCUAUCUGUAACAUUUGGACAGUCGAAGUCACCUAACAAAGUGAUCACCACUCCCUUAAUUCAGAGGAUAUUUGAGGAGUUUUUACUUGACAACCCGGAACCUAUGGAGAAAAGGCAACGCUACAAUUUUAAUUUACUUUUAUGCAUUUUAGUAUGGUCUGAAUUUCGCCAAUCCCGGCAAAGUCGCAUCUACAAGGUUGUAAAGUGGAUAGGUGAACCAAUUAAACAAGACAAAGAAAAGAUAUUUUACGAAUCCGUUACUGUUAAUGGGGCUUUUCUAAAGAUUGGGGAUUACGUCACAGUGGAGCCGGUUAACCGCCGUUUACCACCUUUGGUGACAAGAAUAGUAUCGCUGUGGAAGUAUAACAGGCUUAAGGGAUUCUUCCAUGCUCAGGUGUUUAUGAGGUCUAGAGAUACUGUGCUAGGGAAUACUGGAGAUCAAUGGGAAGUCUUUCUCACAGACCGAUGUUGCCACAAUGUGCCUUUAUCGUCCGUGAUACAUAAGGUGAACGUCAUAAAAGUAAUCUACCCAGAUGAGUGGUCAAGUCUCGGCGGUUUACAGGAAUUGAUCAACGAAGACGAAGACAUGGAUGAGUACGAAAGUUACUAUUGCUCAAAAUAUUACGAUAGAUUCACCUGUCGUUUUAUUGACCUACCCUCAGAUCCUAUAUGCCUUGACUCACAACGCAAACACAGUUUCUGUCCCUCGUGUGAAAGAAAAACUUUGAAAGAACUUCAGGAGAUCCCUGUAUUGUCCACUAGAGGAAGUACUAGUGUGAUAUGGAGAAACCACAGUUACGAAAAGGGAAGCGCAGUAUUUUUGAAGCCCGGCACAUUCAAACUUAAAAAUAACUAUAAUUUAUGCCACGAGAAACUUAAAGUCCAGUUAGAAAAAGUAAACGAGACAGAAUACCCUGAGUAUUAUCGCAAGAACAGUAAGAACAUACGCGGCUCUAACUUUGACACCGCAGAGCCAUUCUGUGUGGGCUAUAUAGAAGACGUUACUAUUGGCCCAGGGCCCAAACAAAUUUUCUUAAAGGUCCGAAUACUGUAUAGACCUGAGAACACAAACUGCCGCUUUCCUCAGUGUGAAGACUUAAAUCUUGUAUACUGGAGCGAUGAUUUUUUUUUUGCUCCGUUCUCGGCUGUCACAGGACCCUGCACUCUUGCUUAUGCUAUGAAUAUACCUGAUGACAAUUGGCUGGAAGCUGACCCGAGCAGGAUGUACUUUUCCGGAGCGUACGAUCCAGCCACUGGUGAAUUCCAAAAUGUACCAAGAGAGGCUUGCCAUAUUAGGCCUCAGAUAGAAAGUCCACACUGGGAACGUCGACCAUUGCGAACACUGGACUUAUUUGCCGGUUGCGGCGGGCUAUCUCUCGGUAUGCAUCAGUCGGGUGUCGCUGAUUGCACGUGGGCUAUAGAAAAAGAGGACGCUGAAGCGAAUGCGUAUCUCCUUAACAAUCCGCAUUGCAUGGUAUUCCAAGAGGACUGUAAUGUUCUACUGGACUGUCUGUUGAAAGGGAACUUUAAUAGCUCCUUGGAAACGCGACUACCGAAGAAAGGAGAGGUGGAAUUAAUAUGUGGUGGGCCCCCAUGUCAAGGCUUCUCUGGCAUGAAUCGUUUCAACACCGGCAAAGUUUCCACCUUCAAUAACUCACUAAUAGCGACGUUCCUGUCCUACUGCGAGUACUACAGACCAGCGUACAUAGUUAUGGAGAAUGUGGAAACUAUGGCGUCCUUUAAAAAUGGCAUUGUGCUAAAGUUAACGCUUAAAGCUUUACUUAAAAUUGGCUACCAGUGUACAUUCGGUGUACUGCAAGCUGGGAACUUCGGUGUGCCGCAGACGAGGCGUCGUUUAAUAAUAUAUGGGGCCGCCCCAGGGUUCAAGUUGCCAUUGUACCCGGAACCGACUAACACGUUCAACAAGCGAGCUUGCAACCUCAGCGUUGCAAUAGAUCGAAAGAUAUUCAGGACUAACGCGUGGAAUUACUCUGCACCUAGACGCACAUGUACCAUACGUGACGCUAUAGACGAUUUGCCAGCUAUACAUAAUGGAUCCAAUAAGAUCCUUAUGAAUUAUGAUUUGGCACCGCAGUCUCCGUUUCAGCGUCUGUUCAGGAGUGGCAUGAACGAUGAAGUGACGAACCAUAUAUGUAAAAGGAUGUCCCCCCUUGUGCAAGCGAGAAUUUCGUUGGUACCCUUAUCUCCUGGGUCUGAUUGGCGUGAUCUGCCGAAUAAAGUUGUCCUCUUGUCGGAUUUUAGCGAAACAAAAGUGCUCAAGUAUUGUUAUGAUGAUAUAAAAAAUGGUAGGGCCUCAAAUGGUAAUUUGCGCGGUGUAUGCCGAUGCGCAACUGGUGCUACUUGUGAUCAUGAAAGACAGGAGAAUACCCUAAUACCGUGGUGCCUGCCUCAUACAGCUAACCGUCAGGGCAACUGGUCGGGUCUAUAUGGGCGCCUUUCAUGGGAAGGCUAUUUUAGUACAACCGUGACAGAUCCAGAGCCGAUGGGCAUGCAGGGUCGAGUCUUGCACCCUGAGCAGAAUCGUGUGGUCUCCGUAAGAGAAUGUGCUAGAUCCCAGGGAUUCCCUGAUUCAUACAGAUUCUGGGGGACGAUCGCCGAAAAGCAUAGACAGGUCAUAAUCAUAUACUUUGUCUAUACGGUUCGUCCCGCUGCAGUCACAUUAGCUAAUCUUUCUGGUGAAUAUUUAUAUAGACCUGGUUUAUUUUUAUUAUAUCCGUUAUACCGUACUCCUGAACCACCUACAUGUGAUACAUUAUUGGUGCAUGGCCUUCGUGGUGGUGUCUUUGUGACAUGGAGACAAAGAGACAGAACUUGCUUCAAACCAAUAGGGCUUUUAGAAGUAUCUAUUACAGAACCAGAAUGUGAUCCAUGUAAAGAAAAUGAAACCGAAGCAAAGUAUUAUGAUCCUGAAUUACAGCAGGUUUUGGAUGAUAUAAUGGAACUUGAAGAAGAAGCUCUUCUAUCAAAUUUUGAAGUUGUCUUACAUGACCUUCCUAUAGAUGCUAAGCGUGAACCAUUAAACAAAUUUACUUUUACAGCAGACAAGAAGAUAAAUGCUUUAAUACAAGAAGAGGAGGAUAGGUGCAACUAUACAUUUUGCUGGCCCAAAGAUUGGCUCCCAAAAGACUGUAAAAAUUUGAGAAUUUUGGGUAUAAAUUAUUGGACUUCUCUGUCUGAAUGGCUGGAGCACUGUCCUUUGCAAAAUGCAGAUAUAUCUACACGAGCUUCGGAACUAAUACCAAUAUUAGUUGAUGCUGAUGUUGGGAGAAGGAAUGUUGUUUGGUUAACACACUCUAUGGGCGGCCUUAUUGUUAAACAAUUGCUCAUACAAGCUUCAGAAAGUGGAAACCUUCUAUACAAACAAUUAUGUGAUUAUACAAAAGCAAUAGUUUUCUAUAGUACACCUCACAGGGGCAGUGCACUUGCAACAAUGCCGAGAGCCGCCGCUGCUAUAUUAUGGCCUUCUCAAGAUGUGCAGCAAUUACAGGAAAACUCCCCAUCCUUACUUAAGAUACAUCAAGAGUUUAUAAAAUAUGCAGAACGGUAUGGAUGGGAGACAAUAAGUUUUGCAGAAACACUUCCAACCCCAGUGACAGCAUUUAAAGUGCCAAUUCAUUUUGUUGAACCAUUUUCAGCUGAUCUUGGAAGAGGGAUUUUUUACCAAUUACCUUUAGACCAUUUAUCUAUUUGCAAGCCAGCUACGAGGCAGUCAAUUUUAUAUACCACUGUCUUAGAUGUAUUAAGGAGAGCAAUUGCUGCAGAUUUAGAACUGCAAAACACUAAUAAUUAUAUCCAACGUUUUAUACAUUUCCUAUUUUGGACUGCAAGAAGUAAACUUAAAACAAUUAUUGAGAUUUUGGAUGAAACUCAAAGUUUUGAUAAUGCUCAUGACUUUGAAAAAGCUUUACUAUAUUCCUUCACAGAUGAUUUCUUUGAAUAA
This is a messenger RNA of Leptosia nina, 4674 nucleotides long. The record is from the annotation of a GenBank genome assembly. NCBI's taxonomy places the organism in Eukaryota, Metazoa, Arthropoda, Insecta, Lepidoptera, Pieridae.